Lactuca virosa is the source of this 291-nucleotide messenger RNA. The record is from the annotation of a GenBank genome assembly. Lineage: Eukaryota; Viridiplantae; Streptophyta; Magnoliopsida; Asterales; Asteraceae.
AUGGAAGGUAUGAAUAUCAUCAAUGAGGUAUCUACUCGUACCAAGGCCCGAACUGAGCUUCUUGCCCAGCAUCAGAUUAAAACAGGCGAUGCCAUUGGUCAUCGCUUGACCCUCACCAAAGAGUUGGAGGAAAAGACCCAUCAGUUCGAGUCCUUAAAGCUUCGAUUUACUGAGAAGGUCUCUGAGCUGCAGAUAUCCUGUUCUGACAAUGAUGUACGCAGUAAGAUAAUAGAGGAAGAACUUGUUGUCCAUAAGGGACUUCUUGCUGAUAGGGAUGCUCAGACUCUUUAG